Dermacentor andersoni is the source of this 1086-nucleotide messenger RNA. The record is from RefSeq and is a predicted model, not a curated record. Lineage: Eukaryota; Metazoa; Arthropoda; Arachnida; Ixodida; Ixodidae.
CAACACGUGGAUGUCUAAAAACUUGGCCCGUGUAUCAAGUUAUGCUGAAAGGGAUGUGCAUAACGCCGAUGAAACGGCGCUAUUCUAUCAAAUGCUGCCUGGCAAAACGCACGCUAUGAAGGGUGACAAAUGUGCUGGCGGCAAGCACAGCAAAGUUCGCAUAACUGUGCUUUUGUGCACCAACAUGGAUGGAAGCGAUCGAUGCUUGCCAUUUGUCAUCGGUAAAUCAAAGAGGCCACGUUGCUUCCGCACAUAUGUACCAGUGCGUUACAGGCAUAACUCUGAAGUCGUGGAUGACACGUGAGUUGUUCGCGGAAUGGCUUAUUGACUUUGACAGCAGCAUGGCGAAGAAAGGGCGCAAAGUUCUUCUGAUUCUCGACAACUAUACCACCCACCAUGUCCAAGCUGUCUUAACGGCAGUUGAGUUGCUUUUUCUGCCGCCAAAUGUAACUUCAAAAGCGCAACCGCUGGACAUGGGUGUAAUACGGCCGUUUAAAGCGGCCUACAGGCGCCGUGUUGUGCAGCGGAUGCUGAUUGCAGUUGAUCGCCCCGCUGCCAAUGUGCCUCUGCAGGUCUCGCUGUAUUCGGCGAUAGAAAUGAUCAAAGCGGCGUGGAUAGAAGUGACACCCGAAUGCAUCCGGAAUUGUUUUCGCAAGGCCGGCUUCGUUUACGCACCUGAAGCAGGCAUUGAAGACACUGAACAAAGCCAGCCUGACGACGACUUGUGGCGACGCGUUGUUGACGCUAACCUGGCCGGCUGCGAUCUUGACUGGCAAGAUUUUGUUGAUGUGGAUGACGCUGCUGAAGUUGCCGAGUCGUUUUGCGACGAGACCGCCAUCCGGGAAGUGCGGGCAUCAAGCGACGCCGUAGCAUCGGACGAUGACAACGAUCCGUCGGAGCCAGCACCCGUAAGCGCGACCACAGCAGUGAGCCAUAUUGAGGCACUUAGAAAUCUUGUGUAUUUUAAGGCCUUGGGUGACGAACACAUCGCAGCUUUGAACAAGCUUGAAACCGCCGUCAUUGGGUGUGCUCUGACGAGGCAGACAACGAUCACCGAUUUUUUUUCUCAAUAAAUUUUUGUUUUGA